CGGCGGUCGGCCACGCGCAGUCGGAGCCGCAGGGCCUGGACAAGCUGCAGAGCGGCUUCGGCGCUGCGUCAACCAGUAUGUUCGGGACCGCCAGCGUCGCGUUUUCGCGGGGCGUGACUCGAGCCGCCGCGGCGCCGGCGCCGCCGUUGAAGAAAUUGCUGAUCCGCUACGUCGAGCGCGGAAACUCGGUGCCGGAGGUUCCCGAAGUUUUCGGUGACCUACACCGUUCGCGCUCGGGGGAAAGUGGCGACACCGCCGAGGCGCUCGAAAACGAUCCCUUUUUCAACCCCUCGGCUCCGGGGGCUGCUCUUUCCCAGUCCCGGUCGAGCAAGGUGGCGGUGAUCGAUCGCGAUUUGCUACAGCAGCUCUAUCAGGAGCUGAUUUUCCGCAAAGCCCAUCUGCGCGUGCGGCGCGGCGUGCUCGAGCGGUAUCUGGAACCCUGCCUGGUGUGUUUGAUGUGCAACGGGAAGGUGCUGCUGCGGACGCACGAGGAGCUGGAGGACGGGCGGGUAAGCGAUCGCCUGACGCUCUUGACCACCAAGAAGAUGCCGGAGGAGAAGUGGGAGGACGCCGCGCGGCGCGCCUGCAUCGACGAGCUGGGUGCGGCGCCAAACAUCAAGGCACUGAAAUUCCACGACGCGACGCACUUGUGCCGCGAGGAGGGCGGUGGGGACAGCAGCAACAUGCCGGGCAUCGCAACGUACUACGGGUUGACCUUGAUCAAGGUCAACGUGACCCAGCAGUUUGCGGACAGUCUCGCGCUCCGCUGCAACGUGCAGCAAACCUCGCCGACCGCGAGUAAGGCGUACCGGAACAAGCGAAAUAGUGUCAAGAAGGGAGCUGGGAGGCUUUCCACUGCGGUUUCGUUUUCCGGGGUGGUGAACCGAAAACGGAGCGGCAGCAGCUCUUUGUCCAUCCGAAGCUUCACCGGCGCCGGCGGUAGUAAUGGGAGCAAGCGGAACCUCCUGCCGAACCUGCGGAGGUCGGGAACGGCCAGCUUUUUCGGCAGUGAUCAGGGCGGGGAUAAAGGACAUGAAGAGGAGGGAAUAUUAAACGAGGACGAGAAGGACUGCGAUGGAAAGCAGGGCGGAUCACCGUCGGCUUCCGCAGAAGUUGACAAGCGCCCACGUGUGAGCGCCGUGACGAAUUUGCGGAAGCGGAUUUCCUUUAAAUCCCGUCUGAGUGUGAAGCGGUCCUCAACGCUAGUAAACGCCGUGUUCAAGCACCGAAAAUCCGGAAACGCUGCGCAGUUUGCCGUUCCGAGCCCCAGCGUGUCGCCGCUGUCACGACCAGAGGCUGGCGAACAGCACAUGGAGCAAAUGAACGACGGGCCAGCGUCAGGUAGUGGGAGCCGUAGUAGCCCGGACAGCCGCGGGAGUUCCCCGAUUUCGGAUGAUAAAGCAAAAGACUCGACGGGGGUACUAGCCGGCAGUGGAUCGCUUCAGUCCGCGGCUGCGGUUGGGGGAACAGUUGCACUCACUGACCCGGUGGUCCCCGUUCCGAAAGACGACGGGGCACUAUUACCAGCUGUGCUUGCGCAAGGAACUAAGCGAAAAAGCCGGAAGAGCGGCUGGCGAAAAUCCGUUCUGGCGUUCCUUCCCGCGACGCGAAUGUCUCUGGUUCAGCGACACCCGGUGAACCACCAGCAUGGAGGUGCAGACGGUACUAACCACAAGCCAUCCGACAUCUACGAUCCUUCCUCCGAGGAGGGGUCGAAGGCCAGUGUAGAUGGUGCAAACGACAAGGAUCAACAUAAUUCGCCGCAGUCUGACGGGAACAACGAUAACACCGCCGCAUCUCCGCAGGACUCGAUCGAUUCCGCGAAGGUUGUGGCCAAGAAACCUUCCAGCAAAGAGAGAGGCACGUCGACCAAGGCCAGCACGACCAAAAUGAACAUAGCGUCCAAGAACUCGGGGAAAACGAAGCGGUCCUCCAUGGCCGCCGCGAAAGGCCGGAUGUCCACGCUGUCGCGUCAUGGCGGAAACACGUCCCCCACGGAUCAUGAGAUGAACAAAGAGCAGCCGCAGGACGAAGUGCAGUCGUCGAUCGACUCCUUCCUGAACCACGAGACUUUCGAAACCCGGCCCUUCGAAUGCAGCUUUUGGACCAAGGUGCAAACGUCGGCGGGGACGCGCACGCGCUACUGGCACUGGAAAGAGAUGGAGGACCUGGACAACCUAGAUUGGGCGAGCAAAAUGUUCACAGAGUCUCCCCUUCUCUUCUCGUCUCUGGUGCAACUCCGCGAGGCCAAGCUCGACGCGGCCGGCAGCGCCAGCGUGAAGAGUCUGCUGCUCGGGCUGGAGGGCUCUGCGCCGGGCAAGAUCGGGGUCGCGGGGAAGCACGACGCGGGCGGGAAAUCGAAGCCGUACGGGGCUUGGAAUGGACUCAAGUGGCGGUACUUCGGCGAGUCCGUUCCCCCGGUUCCCGCGAGCGUGGGCGGCAUGCGUGUGAACAUGACGAAGCCAUUGUUUGAGCUGUGCGAGCGGGUGUGCAGCAAGGUGUUGACGGACCCGCAGCUGGGAGAUUUGGUGGACGAGCUUUUGCGGAAGGGCGUGUGGGACCCCACGCUGGGCGAGGAGUCGUCGGAUCCAAGCGGGGAGCGGGUGCAGGAAAUGCUGUUCAAAAACAUUCUGAAAUCAGACGGACGAAGAGCGAAGGAGCGUGUGCACGAGUAUUUACUGCGAAAUCGAGGGGCGACAGCGAACAAUGGAGCAGGGUCCGGACAGACAGGGACGGUCUAGCGCGAUCAUGAACUUCUUAUGCUUGAUGGUUGUGUUGAAGUUAAUCUUGAUGCAGACUAAAAAAAGCCAGUGCUGAUUUUUUACCAACCAAAAGUACAACCGCUACACAACCCGUUCCUACUAACUUACAAAAGUAAAGAAAGAAGUAUAGAAGCACUACAUAGCAGCUGCACUACAUGACAGAAAUCAUCUGCAAAAGAUGAUAAGUACCAAGACCGAGCGGCCAUAGGAGAAAAGUACUCAGACGUACAUGCAGUGAGUGAAAAAACUUUUGAUACGAAUUUUUCAACAUAGGAAAUUUGAAAAUCCAAGGACGUUCGGGAUAGG
Amoebophrya sp. A120 is the source of this 3068-nucleotide messenger RNA. Lineage: Eukaryota; Dinophyceae; Syndiniales; Amoebophryaceae. The record is from the annotation of a GenBank genome assembly.